Messenger RNA from Penicillium pulvis, 1386 nucleotides. RefSeq lists its product as uncharacterized. NCBI's taxonomy places the organism in Eukaryota, Fungi, Ascomycota, Eurotiomycetes, Eurotiales, Aspergillaceae. Bases 1 to 1386 code for a protein of 461 amino acids. The record is from RefSeq and is a predicted model, not a curated record. The transcript has a single exon.
AUGCGGCUUCAUGAAACCUGGGCUGGGACACUGUCUCUGUUGACCUGUCUUUCUUCCCAGACUUUUGCUACCGAGGACGCCGAGCCCCUGGAAAAUGCCAAUCACAUCUUCAACGCCAUUCAGUCAACAUUGAGACACUAUGGCUCGGAGAUCAACUACAACGGCCUGUCAUUUUACCGAGCCAGCGUGCCAAAAGGCACUCAAUUUUACCAUGGCACUGGUCUGAAAGACCCGAUUCAAGGACUCGAGUGGCUGGCUUUCAAACCCGAGCACUCCCUAGGUUUCGCCCACCGCAGUGGCAACAAAUUUUUUGCAAAGAAAGACUUGCAGCAGCCUCUCGACGAGUACACAGCACCGGAAUGGGAUGGAAACGGAUAUCUUCACACCUAUGCCGCUGCCAAGGAUCUGCGCUUGCUGUACAUCGAUGGCAUGUCGGCUGGACCAGGAGGUGGGGCGGAAUCCCAGGAUCGCAUUCUUUACAAUAACACCAUUACUGGUGACCGGCCGGUUGGUGGUCCCAAGAUUGGUGGACCACCCCAGGAGCAGCAGCGGGCGAUCGAGGCAUGCCGUAUGGCGAAGGAGGACUGGGGUGACAAGAUUGAUGGCAUUGUUCGCACAGAAGCUGAUUUUGAGAUCAUCCUCUGUAACUUUGAGCGUGACCUUGACGUCGUGCAUAUCACUCAGACGAAGCCUCAAGAGAGCUCGGGUCGCCCGGGUGGGCCUGGAGGUGGAAAAGGACGAAAGGGACACCAUGGCGGCGGUCCUGGCGGACCUCCCCGAGGACCUCGUUCAGGGCUCAAGUACUGGUCCUUGGCUACUCGGUUCGAUGAAAGCCUAGGAAAGAAAGUGCGAAUCGACUUGGACAAUUUCGUCUCGGCUUAUACCUAUGGCCUCGACCUGUUCCCUAACAACGCCACGGUUCCGAAAGUGGGCCAUCUACCAAUUGAAGAAUUGCAGCCUAUUCGACAAGACGUCUUCAAGCUACUCAAAACCUGGGAUUCACCUAUCGAUGCAUUCGACUGGCAGACUGUCACUGAUAUGAUCGUGUUCCAGUAUUCCGAUGAGCUGAAGAGUUUGGCUGCAGGAACUUAUUCGUCGGCGAAAGAGCUUCGGGAUCACCUUGAGAAGCUGUUGGAGCCUUUUAUCGAUUACCGUGACUUCGACAACGGCGAGGUCAUUAUCAACCGCUGUGCAAGUGAAUGGAUUCCUCUCUCAGCCCCUGUCGGCUCAUUAGGUGGCAAUGCUGUACGAUCCGUCGCCCGAUCGGUCUGCUCUACCUUGGUUUCCGCGAUGAUGGAUGAUGAAAAAGACCUGGAGGCUUCAGUUACCAGCUUCAAUGAUUUAGUCUCCUACCUCCAGUGGACCACGUGGGCAGCGGAUGAGUGA